This is a messenger RNA of Trifolium pratense (red clover), 4472 nucleotides long. Its product is annotated as CST complex subunit CTC1-like. Gene Ontology annotation, molecular function: telomeric repeat DNA binding; single-stranded DNA binding. The record is from RefSeq and is a predicted model, not a curated record. Gene Ontology annotation, cellular component: CST complex. Gene Ontology annotation, biological process: telomere maintenance via telomere lengthening; positive regulation of DNA replication. Bases 123 to 4172 code for a protein of 1349 amino acids. The transcript is spliced from 16 exons. NCBI's taxonomy places the organism in Eukaryota, Viridiplantae, Streptophyta, Magnoliopsida, Fabales, Fabaceae.
UAUUUCCUUUUCAAAAUCUGUGUUUCCAAUUUCCAAAUCAAAAAAACCCUCGUUCCCGCUUCCGUCAAAGAGAAACAAUCACACCAAUACUUGGCGCGGCAAAAGCUCCGCCACCUUUCCCAAUGGAACACUCACACACAAUAACGCUAUCAAACCUUCUUCUUCACUUCCCUCGUCCUCUAACCGCCUCCACUUCUCUCCCUUUUCUAUCCACACCCCCUCCCCGACCACCUCAUCACUCCACCGACCACCGCAUACUCACCACCCUCAACCGCCCAACCGUCAUCGUCGGUACCCUAACCCUCCCCACCCACACAACUCCCUCCUCCUCCUCCUCCCAUUUCCCUUGCUCUUGCUUCAAAUUCUCCGACGGUUCCGCCACAUUAUGCUGCGAUAUCCUCUCCUUCCGCCUUGCCGCUGUCGGCAAACAAAUCCGCGUCACCGCCUGGAAUUUCAUCCCGUUCAAACAUCCCGGAAAUCCUGGAAGCAAAACCGGCUUAUUGGAGAUUAUUAAAUGGUGUUUUUCAAAUCCCAACGACGAAUCAAACUUUGCUGAUUUACUUCCUGUUAAGCCGAAUUUUCCGGUAACUAGUUGCAGUAAUGGUGGUAAGUAUUUCAGGGCUGUUCAUGGAUUAGUUAAGUCAGUUGGUCCUAUUUCAAUUGUCCCGUGCGCAACACCUGCAAAUAGCAGCUACGAUUUGAAUUCGAGUUCUAAGGUGAAUUUGUUAGGGUUUUUAGUAGAAUUAUUGUGUUGUGAGUGUAGGUUAUGUGGUUCUAGGGAUUUAGUAAACAAUUUAAAGAAUGGUUCUUUUCAAAUUGAGAAUAUGAAUGGUCAUUCUUUUACUAAAAUGGAGAUUUUGUAUUUUUGUGGUAAUGCAUCUUCAUUUCACCCUGUAAUGACAAAGUUGAUUGGUAAUCGUGUUGUGGUUUUGGGUUUGAAGAAGAAGUUAGUUUGUAUAACCAAAGAGGAGUCUUGUUUGAUGUUUUUGACUUUGGACGAGAUGGUUUUGCGUGUUUGUCCACGUUUAGAGAAAUUGGUGCCGAGCUUGAAGAGUGAAAUUAAGGGGAAGGGCGAGUGUGGUUGUUAUACUGGUCUAAUUAGGGCUGUUCACAUGAAAGGGAUGGCUUUGGAGUUGGAUAAUGAUGUGUGGCUUCUUUUAACUGAUCAACUACAUACUAUGAUACAUGGUUUAAGAGUUGGCUCAAUUAUAUCUGUGAGAAAUGUCCAUUUUGUGGAUCCAAAGUUUUCGUGGACUAAAGUUGUUAUUCUUGGGGCAUGCGUCAAAACUAGCAUUAUCGUGGAAUCCUUCUCCCCACUUGAAACUGUGUGUAAUGUAGUUUUGCAGUCUACAAGUAUGCUAGGAAAGUUCAUUCAGUCAUUACCAUUUUCAGCAAGACUCUGGGUAUUACUUCUUGUCUCAAGCUUACGCAAAAAGUUUGCUGAUAGUGAUAUCUUAUCUGACAAGGAUAUCUUGGGAUCAAAACAUCAAGAAGGGCUAGCUCAGAUGCAUGCCAGUUCACUGUUACCUCCUUCAGUGUUUCUAACUCAGCAUGGAGCUUUCAUGGGGCUGUGUAGACAUGACUUUAAUGGCUGCGGUAGACAAAUGCAUUGCGGUUUUCUGAAAUUGGUAGUACCAAUGUCUAUCUUCAUCCAUCACUGCAUAAACACAUUACAAAGAGCGCUAAAGUCAGAAAGUCCCUGUAAAUUUUUGUCUAUUGGCAAUCAUUUAAGUAUUUUACCACGUCCAGCCAAAUAUAAUGGUAGAUCAGGUAGAAGGAUCAUUUCAAGUGAAGAUGUAGGCGUUGGUUUGCUUGGAUAUCUAAAGAUUGAUCCAUUGACUAGAAGACUGCAGCUGGUUGAUGCGACUGGUGGAAUUGAUGUUCUUAUACCAGACCUUCCCUUGACUUGGAAUUCCAAUGACAUAUUUGAGGUGACAAACUACGACAUUAUUAUGGAUGGUGUUGACAAACUUGUGGAUCAGUUGGGAUGUAGUGAAUCAUUAUCGUGCAAAAUGAUCUUUAAUUGUAUUCAAGUGAGAAGAGAAUUUAGCACAUCGGUUUCUGUUUAUUGUCUUUGGAAGAAUGUUAAAUGCAGAAAUUUUCCCAUUUACCCUUGUAUCAAUAGUAAGAAUGAAACUAAGAUACUUGAAUCUGGAUCCUACCAUUUGCUUAGGGUAUCUCACAAAUUUCCUCCGCAAGAAAAGCAAUCUAAUAAUGUUCGAUCCAUCAAGUCAAGUACUUUUGUUGAAGCUAUACUUUUGCCUUGCAUUUUAUUGCUUGACGGGAAGCCUGGAAUAUCACAUCCAUGCAAUGUUUAUGGGGACAAGACAAUAGAACUUUCAAAAUAUUGUUUCAUUGGUAAUAAUGAAGAGCAAGUUUUCAUUAAGAGGCAGAAACUCAUUGAGAAAUCAGUAAAUACAUCAAAGGACGAGUUUCACACUUCUGUCUAUCAGCUGAAUGCUUGCUCUAAUACUUUUAGGGAGAACACAAAUUGUGAUGAUUUGAGUUCUCUUGAUAUAUCUUGUAUGGUUACUUUUAGAGACCUUAAAAAGGAGAAUGUGGUUUGCCCAGCUCUGUUGCGCUCUACAUCACUUAUUAAAGAUAUGUGUUUUAAUUCAAAACCUACUACUCCUAGGAAAAUUUUGCUUGAAUUCUCAUCUGAUAGAUUUUUAAAGUAUCAGUUGUUGCAAAUUGGAGGUUAUUAUGUCAUAAAACAUAAUGCAAAAGAUUGCUUCAGUACCUCAAAUGACGCUGGAUUUGGUAGCAGUGGUAGUGCUAAAUUUGUUAUUGACUAUGGAAAACAUAUCUGGAGCCUUGCACUUAUUUGUGAUGACGUUCAUUUCAAUAAUAAAUCAGUAUAUGCAUCUGUAGAAGGUUCUUCACCUCAUGCCACUGAUGGGGUUAUGCCCAAAGUUCAAAUUGAACAGCAACUGCUGAGUACCAAUGACGAUUCUUCGGGUUUCUGUUCGGAUGUUUGUCUUUAUCUACCUGUCAACCUUACAGGUCUCCUGGAAGAUAAUAUUAUGGAAUCAGAAGUUGGUCAAAUCCAGAAAUUUGCAACAUCAGAACAGAACGCAAACAUUUGUUUCAACAUUGGGACUGCACCGGCUUGGCCUAAUUUUUUUUCUGGGCCUCAGAGUUCAAACUGCUUGUUUCCCGAGGGAAAACUAAUUUCUCUCAAGGGAAAUGUAGUUGAUAUUCAUGACCUCACCUCUAGUUUGUGCAAUUCAUGCUCAAGCGAGUCAAGCCUUGAUGUUCUUCAAAUGAAAGGCCUUGUUGGGACAAGAGGAAGUUUCUGCAUUCAUGUUUCAGUGGAUAAUAAUAUUGUGAAUAUCUAUGGUUCUAUAAGUAAAGAUGCUUUUCCUACUGGUUUUGGACCUGGUUCAACUGCAACAUUUCAUCGAAUACUUGAUGCAAGGGCUCAAAAUUUCAUGUUGCUGCCUGUGUCAUUUAUUGAAAUAAAUUCGAUAGAAGUAUUUGAUAAACAAUGCAGUGACAGAUUGUCGUCCACUUUAAGGCCUCUAAAAGAUGUAUAUAGUGCACGUCAGGAUUCUUUCUCCUGUUUGAUUUCCCAAUUGCCUCAGUGCCCAAGUCAAAAGCAAAUAGUGCUUCGAUGCAGGGUUGUUGCUGUUACCGUUUUAGUUCUAGAGAUGAAGGCCAGAAAUUUAUAUGCAGAAACAAAAGUUAAUUCUAAGGGGAUUCUUUUGGAUAUUCCACUUGCUUGUUUUGUGUUGGAUGAUGGGUCAUCAUUAUGCUGUUGCUGGGUUAAUGCUGAGAGGGCAGCAACCUUGUUGAGACUGCAAGAAGAAGCCACCACAUCUUAUCAGCUUGGCAGAAUAUUGAAGAAGUACAAGAGAGUUACUGUAAAAAACCGUGGAUCAUUUAUUGAUUUUCCUUACCAAGAUCUUGUUGUUUCUGUUGCUUCCGGUGAUGCUCUUAACAGUUCUGACGAAAACAUCAUCAAGUACAUAAUCUUCAAUGCAUGUGUUGGAAGAACAUGGAAUGUAGUUGGUAGUGUGAUGGAUUCAGAGGAAGUUACACAGUUGAAGAAUGAAUACCUUACACAUAUGGUGAAUAUGCAACCCAUGCAGAACAUAUGGGCUAAAGAAGUCACUUGCUCACUUGCUCGGGCGGAUGCGAGAAACAUGAUUCAGGAACUUCUGAAAAGUUAGUGCUUAUGAUCAAAUUGUGAGGUACUAUAUCAGAUUUUACAUGCAUUACUUGUGAAUAAAUUCCAUAGCAAUUUAUAUCUGGAAAAAUUAGCAAAAGUAGUAUCCUAUAAAUGAGGCGCCGUGUUGUAUAUGAAAUUCUGAUUAUAUUGUUUCCAAUAUUUUAUGAAUUCGGGUGCGAGUAUAACUAACAUUUCUAAUUAAGAUGUACAAAUCACAAUGAAUACAUGGGCUAUUAGUUAUUUUUUUGUGAAGUAUAUUUUGUCCUUAUAACAUUAUUGAAUUUUGACUUUGGUCUCUAAA